Pseudozyma hubeiensis SY62 is the source of this 372-nucleotide messenger RNA. RefSeq lists its product as hypothetical. The transcript has a single exon. Bases 1 to 372 code for a protein of 123 amino acids. The record is from RefSeq and is a predicted model, not a curated record. NCBI's taxonomy places the organism in Eukaryota, Fungi, Basidiomycota, Ustilaginomycetes, Ustilaginales, Ustilaginaceae.
AUGGCGCUGGCCCGCUUCUUCGCCUGCAUCUCACUGUACAGCUCGACAGUACCCAUCACGGCAUGUAUUGAAACCCUCUGCAGCCAACAGCACACCAUCGUUCCAUCGGCUCCAUCAAUUACGGCAUCUAGAAAUCGACCUCGUGGACCCCCGUGCCGUCCAAAGCUACCUGCUGCCUCUAAAGCCUCGCAUCUUGCCGAUUCAUACCUCUUCGCUUCCGGUGCGACGGCAACAAGCGGCAUCCACACUGGCAUCCCGCAGAGUGACACCAUCGAGUAUAGCUCUCUCAGCCCGCGAGUUACGUCUCUUUCCUCUCGACAUCUCUUCGUCGAGACCGACUCCGGGAUCAGGGUUCGACGGACAAGCGAUUGA